Parathielavia appendiculata is the source of this 2235-nucleotide messenger RNA. Its product is annotated as adenine nucleotide alpha hydrolases-like protein. Lineage: Eukaryota; Fungi; Ascomycota; Sordariomycetes; Sordariales; Chaetomiaceae. Bases 1 to 2235 code for a protein of 744 amino acids. The transcript has 3 exons. The record is from RefSeq and is a predicted model, not a curated record.
AUGGCAAGGCAACCAAUGUCGAUGGAGGCGAUGCUCGAUGAGGAGCGGAGAGAGGUGCUUGCACUUUUGGAAGGACCUUCGAACCCGCGAGCCAGACCUCCCAGCUCGCUGGAGGCUCGCUCUCCAUCCCCUUACACCCCCCGCUCCCCGGUGCGCAGCAUGCUGGAUAUUGGUGAUGCCCCUCCAUCUCCUACGCUCCUCUCCCCAGCGUCUCCGAAGAGCAUGAGUACUAAGACAGCAUCGGUCCGAGCAGCCCCUGUGAGGAGUAUGCUCGACGUGGACAGCCCGCCGUCGCAGCCUGUUCGAAGCAUGCUGGACGUCGACAGCCCGCCCCCCGCCGCGAAGCAGGUAUUUAGUACGCCAUCAUCGCCAACCGAAUCGAGUUCGCGCGCUGUCGUCAGUACGCACCCCAGGAGCAUGUCGGACGCCUCUGUCAGGCCCGUUGACUUCGGACCGCGGUUGGAACGUACCAGGGUAGUAGACCCGACCACCGAGUACCAGUUUUCCGGAAUCAUCACAAACACUGGGGGCCAAGCCCUCCCCAAACGCGUCACACAGGGCGGCAAGCGGUCGAGCGCUAUGGCCGAGAUCAUGAGAGGCAACGACGUGAGCGGCAUCGUUCUUCCCGGCGACAGGGGGCGUCAUCAUUCAGCAUCCGGACCGUCAAGCCGCCUGGGCAACAAAUCGAAGUCUCCUCAUAAUCGCCUGAGUGUGCGGUCCCACUCCCCUCACGGCCCGCUCUUACGGACCUUAAGCCCCGCCGGACGGGCGGUGCUCAAUGACCCCGAGAUCCUUGACUACAACAAUGCCUACAGGCGCCUUUCGGACGCCGCACUGGCUCGGUCAGGGGGAAGUCUCUCGGAGCUGGGGAGGCGAAAGAGCUCAAACUACGCGCCAGGGAGCGGCAGGCUAGCUAAGGACUACCUGGGCCCGGACGGCGAGGUGUUGGUCGAGGACAGUAGUGAGGACGACGGAAGUUCCUCUGGCGAGGAAGGGCAAGACCGACAACGCGGUAGGAAGGCGGAUCGCAGCUUGGACAACCUCAAGUCAUCGUCUCCAGACGCUCAACGGCAGGUUAAGAGCCUGUUGGCUGCAGCCGAAGAAGAGCGUAUCCAAGUGGCUGCUCAACAACCUGCCUAUCAAUACAAGUCGCUGUUGGACGAGCCAGAAAUCACGGUCACGAACCCGUCUGGCGAACGUGUGAAGCACAGCAAGUCCGUUAUCCACCCGACCACCAGUUUCGACGAUCCGCCAGGGACCGGCACGCACACACCCAUCGACUCGGACACGGAGGCGGAUUUGACCGACAUCAAACGAGCGCAGAAGCUGUCCUUCGCCAUGACACAAAUCAUGGACACUCCCGAGGCCCACCGGACGAUCCAAAUAAUCACGCGGGGCGAGUACGCCAAGCUGGUGCAGGACGCUGAGGAGGAGCACCGCUCACCGCGGAAAUACCUUGUCGCGACGGACCUCAGCGAAGAGUCGACGCACGCGCUGGAAUGGGCUAUCGGCACCGUGCUCCGCGACGGCGACACGCUGCUGGCCAUCUACUGCGUCGACGAAGAGACGGGCAUCGGGGCGGGCGACAAUGCGCAGGUACCCGACGAGCCGCGCGCCAUGAAGGAGCAGGCGGCCGCCAUCAACACGGUCACGGCCAGCACCAAGCUGCCCAUCACACCCAGCGGCACCGCGCUGCCCCUGCACAACCCGCAGCUGCAGUCCAACACCACCAUCGCCAGCACCACCGGCGGUGGACGGUCGCCGCUGCUGACGCCGUCGCAGCCCUCGGAUUCCGCGGGCAGCGGGGCGACGAGCAGCGUGUCGCCUGCGCCCUCGAUGUUCACCAGAGAGCGCAGCAAGGCCGAGGACGACCGGUACACGGCGGUGCAAGCCAUCAGCGACCGCGUGACCAAGCUGCUGCGCAAGACGAGGCUGCAGGUGCGGGUCAUUGUCGAGGUGCUGCACUGCAAGAACCCGAAGCAUUUGAUCACCGAGGUGAUUGACCUGGUGAAUCCGACGCUGGUGAUCCUGGGAAGUCGGGGGAGGAGCGCGUUGAAAGGUGUUAUCCUCGGCUCUUUUUCAAACUAUCUCGUUACUAAGAGCUCCGUGCCAGUCAUGGUGGCGCGGAAACGCCUCAAGAAGCAGGGCAAGUAUAAGCGUGUGCCAUCGACGCACCAGGUCAACAAUAUCCAUAACCCGGCCGCGAGGAGCCUGGCGAAUGCGAAGAUUGAUUAG